UCUAGUCGUUUUGUGUCGAGAGAUCACGACCGAACGACUAAGCAGUCCGUUCGACUCGGCAUUAACACACCAACAUAAAUAGUUCCCCAAUUGCGAUCCAACCGUAACUUUUUCUCUCCAUCAUCUUACUGGCUCGGUCAAUCUGGUAAGCCUUUGAUACUCUCCGCCUCGGUCUGGUAUCUACCAAAAAUAGCUGACAUUGACGCAAAGGGCAAAGGGAAGCAAAGAUGGUCAACAAAGUCUGCAAGCGCUGCUUCUUGGGCAAGAUCCAGUGCGACAAGAAUGCCCCUUGUUCAGCCUGCAUCAAGGCAAAGGCCGACUGUACCUACGAACAAGUCAACGUCAACAACCGCAUGCAAGGCAAUCGCUCCCACAGUCCUCCGCCUCCCAGUCCAUCCUCUGAGUACCUUACCUGCUCCUCUCAUGCCUGGUCCCUUCGGCAAACCUUUCCUGCCCUACAAUCCCCGCGACAUGUCCUUUCCCCCCAUCACCUGGACACCAAUCAACGCUCCUCUGGUCCCUCUUACACACUCCAGGCCUGCUCCCGUCCUCCUCAACGAUAUCCCUGCCACAGGACAGACCUACGGCAGAAUCAGCACAUCCGUCCCUCCUGGCGUCGAGUUUCCUGACUUCAUCGACUUUAUGAUGGACUUCCCUGAGGGUAGAUUCAUGACCGGUCGUCCUGUGCUCACGGAAGAGGAGAGAGCUGAGAUGAAGCGUCGCAAGAUGCAGAGGGCUAAUGAGAGCUCUAAGCUCUGAACUCGUACAUCAAGGGCAUUGGUGGAGAUACAAUGAAAAGACUCCAGGCAAACGACAAUGAGGGUCAUGUCCAAUUGUCAACUUUCUCCUUCUUCAGCAAAUGUUCUUUGUGGUUCUUCAUUCGUGACCGUCUUCCAUGAUUUGUGUGACGUGUACAUGCGGGGUGAUAAGUCCGAGACAAUGGC
This is a messenger RNA of Aureobasidium subglaciale EXF-2481, 944 nucleotides long. RefSeq lists its product as uncharacterized. The record is from RefSeq and is a predicted model, not a curated record. Bases 283 to 759 code for a protein of 158 amino acids. NCBI's taxonomy places the organism in Eukaryota, Fungi, Ascomycota, Dothideomycetes, Dothideales, Saccotheciaceae. The transcript is spliced from 2 exons.